AUGAAUAUCACUUGGAAAUGUACAUGUUAUGCAAAGGUCGACGAUGGAGGACACAUCGCUUUAGGUUCCACAUUGGUCUCGGUAUUUUUUUUAAUAUGCAUCUUCGUUUAUUUAUUGGUGACCACCAAUUUUAUUCGCGAUGUGGGCUAUAUAACACGCCCAUUAUGGGAUCGACCGGAGGAGAAAUUCACGCUAGCACCAGCCCGAGUAGUAGAUGCCAUAAUAUUCAGCAAUGAACUGGACAUUCUGAAAGUACGAUUGCGUGAGCUAUGGGAUGUCGUGGAUCUCUUCGUCAUCCUGGAAUCCAACCGCACCUUCUCCGGCAAUCCCAAGCCGUAUUUCUUCGCGGGGAAUCGCGCCAACCGACAGCGCUUUGCUUUCGCCGAGACGAAACUGGUUGUCGGUCAGAUGACGACAUUAACCGCUCUCAAACCGGGGCAGAAUCCGUUUGACAACGAAACCGAGAUGCGACGCCAGAUGAACCAGCUGUCGGCUAACACGGCGCACCUCCGUCCUGGAGAUCUACUGCUGAUCACCCACGUGGACGAAAUCCCGCGGAAGGAGACCGUGGCAAUGCUCAGAAUGUGCAAUGGAUGGCCGGAAACGUACCAUCUGCAAAUGACCAACUACGUGUAUUCAUUCGAAUUUAAGGCCGAGACGGACAUCUGGCGUCCCAAGAUCCGCAGAGUGAAUGACACUGGACAACUGUACUUUCGGGCGCGCUCAUCCGAUCAGUUGUUGAUGGAUGCUGGUUGGCAUUGUUCGUUCUGUUUCCGGAACGUUGAAGAUUUUGUCUUUAAAAUGCAGGCGUAUUCGCACGUGGAUCGUGUCACCGAUAAACAGCUCUUAAUUAAAGAAGAGAUACAGAUCAAGAUUUGUGCCGGAAAAGAUAUUUUCGACAUUUUUCUGGAGGCGUUUACCUUUCGGGAGCUGUUGUGGAAUUGGCAGGGUGCACAUCGCAGCUACGCAGUGGCAGAUUUGCCGCGUCCGGUAAUCGAGAAUCCGGUUACGUUCAAGUUUUUGUUACCGGGAGGAUGUCAGCGCGAAUAAGUUGUGCUUGUACGGCGUCUCAACCGUCGUCACGCUUUGGACACUUCUCUCAUUACAGAGAUUUUGCUUUUCUUAUAUACCAGAACGCUGCUAACACGAACGGUUUAUUUGU
Molecule: messenger RNA, 1162 nt
Organism: Paramacrobiotus metropolitanus
Lineage: Eukaryota; Metazoa; Tardigrada; Eutardigrada; Parachela; Macrobiotidae
Product: beta-1,4-mannosyl-glycoprotein 4-beta-N-acetylglucosaminyltransferase-like
Biological process (GO): N-acetylglucosamine metabolic process; protein N-linked glycosylation
Cellular component (GO): membrane
Molecular function (GO): beta-1,4-mannosylglycoprotein 4-beta-N-acetylglucosaminyltransferase activity
Source: RefSeq, a predicted model, not a curated record